This is a messenger RNA of Daphnia carinata, 1808 nucleotides long. It is a transcript of the gene La, whose product is annotated as la protein homolog. The coding region runs from base 204 to 1538 and encodes 444 amino acids. Gene Ontology annotation, molecular function: RNA binding. The transcript has 7 exons. Gene Ontology annotation, biological process: RNA processing; positive regulation of translation. Gene Ontology annotation, cellular component: cytosol; cytoplasmic stress granule; nucleus. Lineage: Eukaryota; Metazoa; Arthropoda; Branchiopoda; Diplostraca; Daphniidae. The record is from RefSeq and is a predicted model, not a curated record.
CGAAAAGUUCUUGGAUUGCUCGCUUGGAGCGGAAAGAGCCAUCUUUUGAGAGCACGAAGUUGCACGAAGUACAAGUACAGUUUGGUGCCGGUUUCUUUCCUCUCUCGUUCUUUUUUGACCCGCACUCUAUACGGACACACGUGGUUGUUAGGCUUGCAAAAUUCCUCUCUACUGAAGAAAAUCCCGCAUUAAAAGGUUGUGAAAUGGCUACAGUAAAACAGGAAAGUUCGGAAGUAGUUAUCAAAACCGAACCAAAGGAGGAGAAUACCAAACUUGAUUCUCAAGAAAUUAAUGUGAAGACCGAACCAAACGAAGAGAGGGCAGAGGACAUCUCAGAUAAACCAAUUAAUGUAAAAACUGAAGGUGAUGCGACAAAUGGGGAUAUGAUUACCAGCACAGCUGAAACUACUGAGCUAGAUAAUAAAAUUAUUCGCCAAGUUGAAUACUAUUUUGGAGACUUCAAUCUUCCAAGGGAUAAGUUCCUGAAAGAACAAAUUGGAGUUAAUGAUGGCUGGAUCCCGAUUGCGACCAUGCUUAAAUUUGCCCGUCUGUCCCAGCUGACAAUGAGCCCUAAAGUUAUCUUUAGUGCUUUGAAGAAAUCUGAUUCUGGUUUAAUGGAAGUUGAUGAAUCUGCAUCUAAGAUCCGCAGGUCAAAGAACAAACCUAUUCCCGAAGAAACAGCAGACUAUCUGGCUCAAGUUAAGGCCCGCACAAUCUAUUGUAAAGGUUUCCCUAAGGAAGGAAUGUCAAUUGAUAAGCUUCUGGACUUUUUCAAAAGCUUCCCAACAGUUUUGAAUAUCAAAAUGCGUUACUUCAAGACAAAGGAUGAAUCUACAAAGUUCAAAGGAUCUGUCACUGCUACUUUUGCUACAAAAGAAGAAGCUUCAAAGUUUAUGUCACUUGAGUCUGUUAAGUAUAAUGAUUACACUCUUCAACGGCAAUGGAGUGUUGAAUGGGAAAAAGAAAAGGAGCAGGAAUACGAGGACCGACGAAAACGGAAGGAGAAAAAAAUCACACAGGAAAAUGGGAGUGCCACUAAACCUGAUGAAAAGGUCACAGAGGAAAAAGAGAAAAUUGUUUUGUCUCGUGGCACAGUUUUAAAACUAGUUAACCUCCCAUCCGGUAUCGACCGCGAUGCAAUUAAGCAAGGCUUUAGUACUUAUCCAGCUGACAUUGCUCACGUAGAAAUCACUCCUGACAACACUGCCUUUGUACGACUUCGUGGGGAAAACGACGGAAAGAUGGUUUUGGACAAACUAGAAAACAAGAAGAUUUCUAUCAACGACGCAUCUGUAGAAGUGAGCGUUUUGGAAGGUGAAGAAGAAGAGACCUAUUUGAAAAAAGCAGAAGACAAUGUAAAUAAUCGAGCGAACAUGGGUCGAGGUGGUUUCCGCGGACGAGGUGGACGGGGACGUGGCCGUGGUCGUGGUGGAAGAGGUGGUCGUGGAGGAGGCUAUAAGGGUAAGGACCGAAAACGAGAAGGUUCACUAAGCGGAGCUCAUGGAGAGGGAUCAUCAAAAAGGAGUCGCGACGACUGAGUGAUACCUCAAUAUCUAAUUUCAUGGAACUAUUCCGAUCCCAAUGUUAUCCUUUUUUUUUGUUUUUUACUUGAAUUUGUUUUGAUUUUUUUUUCUUAUCAAGAGUCAUCCCUUUUUCAUUAAAUUCUUUCUACGGCAAUCAUUUCUCAAGAUAUCUUGACUGAUUUUGAUUUUUUUGUUGACUACAUCGUGUGAAUGAGAAUGAAAAACGAGAAAAUACAAAUGCUUCAUAUGAUGCUUGAAAGCAAACAAUAUAAUCUUAACAGAAAA